AUUUCCUCUUUCUUGACAUCCGGAUGUCCUGUAGCAUGGCAAAUGAAGAAGACUUCUUUUUGGAAGAAAAAAGAUUCAAGCAAUACUGUGAAGAAUUUAUUAGACAUUCACAGCAGAUAGGAGAUGGUUGGGAGUGGAGAACUAGCAAGGACCUCCAUGAUGGUUAUCUUAGUAAAACACACUUCCAAGUAAGAAAUAGAAACAUCCCACCAGAUCUCAAGGAGAAAAACAAUGAUAACAUUGAACAAAUAUUAUUUGCACAUGUUGAAGAGUCUUUGGAUGAUUCUCAAAUAGCUGAAGUUUGUGCAACAGAAGUGAUCCGCUAUGAGUAUCAUGUCUUGUACUCCAGCAGCUACCAAGUACCUGUGCUUUAUUUUAGGGCAUGCUUUUUAGAUGGAAGACCUUUAACUCUGGAUGAAAUAUGGAAAAGUGUUCAUGGAUGCUACCAGGCUCGUCUGCUGGAGGGGCCCUGGGACACUAUUACCCAGCAGGAGCACCCCUUACUUGGGCAGCCAUUUUUCAUUCUGCACCCCUGCCGAACUAAUGAAUUCAUGUCUUCUAUACUGGCUGGUUCACGAAAACGCAACAGACACACAAAUUACAUUAUAUUGUGGCUCAGUACUGUAGGCCCAGUUGUGGGUCUAAAUCUGCCCCUGAGUUAUGCAAAGCUAGAACCUGAGCAGAGUACAAAUGCUGAUUCAGUUGAAAGUGGACAAGAGCUGCUCCUUGAUAGAGGAGAAGAGAAGAGCCUGGAACAACUUCGAGCAUUAUUUUCAGUAUUAGUUCUUAGACCUUGGGAAGAUUCAACUGCUAAGCUGCUGCUGUGCAAAAUUUGUAGCUGGCUCAUACCUGCCCUUGGUUACAAGAAUCUGCAAGAAGAAUGA
This is a messenger RNA of Leptosomus discolor (cuckoo roller), 884 nucleotides long. NCBI's taxonomy places the organism in Eukaryota, Metazoa, Chordata, Aves, Leptosomiformes, Leptosomidae. The record is from RefSeq and is a predicted model, not a curated record.